This is a messenger RNA of Coturnix japonica (Japanese quail), 2324 nucleotides long. NCBI's taxonomy places the organism in Eukaryota, Metazoa, Chordata, Aves, Galliformes, Phasianidae. The record is from RefSeq and is a predicted model, not a curated record.
UGGGAUGGGAUGGAAAUGGGAUGGGAUAAGGAUGGUUCUCAGCCCCAUGGCCUCAGCUCUGCUUUCUCUCUCCCCACAGCCAACGGUGCAACCCCGAGUGCCACCAAAGGGCUGGGACAUCCCCAACCCAACAGCUCCCUGCGGCCCUCAGAGCAAACUCAUGAGGAAGGUCUGAGCCGGACCCCCAACCUCCGCCACGUCCCCGGGGAUCACACGAUGGAUGCUGCAGCCGUGCGCAGCCAGGAUGCCCCGCUGACAGUCAAUGAGCAGGUCAUCGUCAUGUCCGGCCAUGAGACCAUCCGGGUGCUGGAGGUCGGUGUUGACUCCGCUCCGCCGCCCGAGGAGGAGCCCCGAGCCGCGGCGGUGGCUCCUGGGGGCGGCCCGCAGGGACCCCCGGCACAGAGCGGCGAUGGGGGCAGCGCGGACGGGCAGCCCGGCACCGAACCGCAACGAGGAGCAGAACCGGCAGCAGGCAAAGCCAAGCCUCCAACCGGAGCCCCCCCCGGCACAGCGGGCUCCCUGAGCCCCCCUGGCAGCCAGCAGCCGCAGCCCCUGACCCCGCUGACCGUGCAAGCAGCCCCGCAGCCGCAGAGCUCGUACCCCGCUCAGCCCCCCCCCAUCCUGCCGCAGCCCAACGCCGCCCCCGCAGCGAAACCGCUGGAGACGCAGCCCCAGAUCGCGGUGCAGCCCGCAGGAUUCGCCUUUAACCCGGGCAUAAUCGGAGCCGCUUCCCUGGGGGGGCAGACGCAGCUCCUGGGUUCUCUGGCGGCCGCCCCCGUGAUCGCCAACGCCAUCCCCAGCGUGCAGAGCAUCGCGGGGCAGAUCCUGACCAACGCGCAGGGACAGGUGAUCGGGACCCUCCCCUGGGUGGUGAACCCCCCCGGCAUCGCAGCUGCCAGCCCGGCGCCCGCCCCCAGCCUGCAAGUGCAGGCGGUGACCCCUCAGCUGCUGCUCAAUGCCCAGGGGCAAGUGAUCGCCACGUUGGCCAGCGGAACCAUCCAGGCGACCAGCAGCAAAAAGAGCGGCCCCCCCGAGACCCCCACCAAGAGCGAGGUGCAGCCCAUCCAACCAGCCCCCCCGCUGCCCCAGCCGGCCGUGGUCAUCGCCAGCCCAGCCCCAACAACCAAGGCGACCCCGGCCCCCGUCCCCAUCACCUGCUCGGAGACCCCCACCGUCAGCCAGCUGGUGUCCAAGCCUGCAGCCCCCAACAGCAGCGCCGAGGAGGAUGGAAUCAACCUGGAGGAGAUUCGGGAGUUCGCCAAGAACUUCAAGAUCCGGCGCCUGUCGCUGGGGCUGACCCAGACCCAAGUGGGGCAGGCGCUGACGGCCACCGAGGGACCCGCGUACAGCCAGUCUGCCAUCUGCCGGUUCGAGAAGCUGGACAUCACCCCUAAGAGCGCCCAGAAGCUGAAGCCGGUGCUGGAGAAGUGGCUGAGCGAGGCCGAGCUGCGCAACCAGGAGGGGCAGCAGAACCUGAUGGAGUUCGUUGGGGGGGAGCCGUCCAAGAAGCGGAAGCGCCGCACGUCGUUCACCCCUCAGGCCAUCGAGGCGCUCAACUCGUACUUCGAGAAGAACGCGCUGCCCACGGGGCAGGAGAUCACCGAGAUCGCCAAGGAGCUCAACUACGACCGCGAGGUGGUUCGCGUCUGGUUCUGCAACCGCCGCCAGACGCUGAAGAACACCAGCAAACUCAACGUCUUUCAGAUCCCAUGAGGACGGGGGUCCCUCGUCCCCCCCCCACCCGCAGCCUCUGCCAUUGAUCAGCACUUUGUGACCCCCCCCCCCAUCUUUACCCCCCGUGUCACACUUGUGCCUCGUCGCCCCGUUCUGUGCGUGGUGCCGACCCCCCCCUCGCCCCCCGUGUCCCCCUGGGGAGGGUCCCCAUUCUGUGUCUGUUCUCCCCCCCGGAGCGAUGUUCAUUACUUGGUUUUUUUGGGCCCUUUUCUCCUUUUUCUGUGACUUUUCCGUGUUUCCGGAUCGCGUUGAGGCCCCGGUUGGGUUUCACCCCUUUAUUUACCCCCCCCUAAAGGUGCUCAGCCCUCUGAAGGACCCCACAGCCCCACAAUGAAGGUGUCACACAUUGAGGUCUGGGGGUGCCCCCACCCAGCGCUCUGCCCCCUCCCCCCCCCGGUCCCACAUGGACGCUGCACUAAGGGGGGACGGGCAGGGCUGAGAGUGAGGGGGGGGGUUGGGGAGCAGGACCAGCCCCCCCAAACCUGGUAGUGAUGGGGAUGGACGGACAGGGACGGACAGACGGAGUGCGGUGAUGGAGACACGAUGCACUUGAUGUAGUGGUGUGAAAUAAACAGUAUUUUUCUUUUUUC